This is a messenger RNA of Chiloscyllium plagiosum (whitespotted bambooshark), 2479 nucleotides long. Its product is annotated as rho guanine nucleotide exchange factor 19. The record is from RefSeq and is a predicted model, not a curated record. NCBI's taxonomy places the organism in Eukaryota, Metazoa, Chordata, Chondrichthyes, Orectolobiformes, Hemiscylliidae. Gene Ontology annotation, cellular component: cytoplasm; nucleus. Gene Ontology annotation, biological process: activation of GTPase activity. Gene Ontology annotation, molecular function: guanyl-nucleotide exchange factor activity.
UUGUCUGCAUUCAUUCGAUGAAAUGUUAUUGAUCAGAAAACAGAGUGUCAUUCGCACUAUCAGGCUAUGAAGCUGAUUAUUUGUGUCAUAUAUUGCUCCUGUCAAUUGCGUCGGGUCUUGUUCAUAAAAUGUUUUUGGGGAAUUUAAGAGACGGGGGUUAGUGCUUAAUCUGCCCGGGGCAGGAGGUUACAUUCAAGCCUCUCUGGCAGUGGAAUGUUUAUGAGGCAAUAUUAUUUAUUGGUUUGUUUCAAUAUACAAUUACAACUACGUUGUUCGGGCAGUUGAUUGGACCCUCCCUCCUCCUCCUCAUACGAAACGGGUCGACGUUGGAAUCUUUUAAUCUUGGAGAAUUCACAGCAUCUGGGGCUGCAACGAUUAAUCAGCGAUUGGGUUUAGAACCCAGAAGGUGCCAGUCAGAAUAAGGGAAAUGUCUGAAAGGAUUGAGCAACUGAAGAAAAGAGAAUCCAAGUAUGUCCAGACACAGCCAUUGUACCAGAACUAUUGGUUCCAGUCCAUGCAUGGAGACCCAACAAGGCCUGGAAAAACCUCUUCGGUGGUGGAUAUGACACUGUCCCUUGCUGGAGUUGUCGUGUCUUCUGUAAUGAACUCUUCUUCCUCUCAGUUUUCUCCCAAAGACUCCAGCUUCAUCUCUUGGCACACGAUCCCUGAAGUGAAGGAGAGUGGCCUUUUGGAUCUAAUUAGCAUCCGGGAGUAUAAACUGCAGGAGGCAAUGUUCGAAGUUAUUACAUCGGAGGCAUCUUACUUGCGGAGUUUGACGAUAGCUGUCAGUCAUUUCAGUAAGUGUCCAGAGAUGUUGGACAUGCUAACGCUCACAGAGAGGCACACACUGUUCUCCAACUUGCAGGAAGUGAAGGACACAAGUGAAAGGUUUCUGUUGGACCUGGAGGAACGUCUGGGCGAGAAUCUCUUGCUCACUGACAUCAGUGACAUUGUUCUGUGGCACUGUGCUGAUUUUCGCAGAGUCUAUAUCCCAUAUGUCACCAAUCAGAUGUACCAGGAGAAGAUGAUUCAGCAGCUUGUGCUCAGUGAAGAAUUUGUGCAGGUCCUAAAGAAACUGGAGGCACAUCCAAUCUGCCAGCAGCAGCUGCUAAAAUCCUUCCUAAUCCUACCAUUCCAACGCAUCACUCGGCUGAAGAUCAUGCUUGAGAAUAUCCUGAUGCUAAAUCCACCAGAGAGUCCGGUGGCAGAUUCUGUUCGGAAAGCUGUGGAAGCAAUCGGGGAGAUCAUCCAUGAAUGUAAUGAAAAUGUAAAGAGGAUGAGACAGAUUGAGGAGCUCGUCUCCCUGGAGAAGCAAAUGGAAUUUUCCAGGACCAAGUCUUUUCCUCUUAUCUCUCAAACACGCUUCCUGGUCAAAGAAGGUGAACUGGAUGAGAUUUCUGGGUUUGAGUCCGGACACACAACUGGAAGUCCAACCAGACCUGUAUAUCUUCAUCUAUUUAAUGAUCUCCUGUUGCUGUCCAGGAAAGAUAAUGGUAGGUUUUCUGUACUGGACUAUGCUAGGAUCUGGAAGGUGAGGGCUCAUUGCUUUGAGGCAAAGUCACUGGUUUUUGCUCUCUGCCUUGUUGAGAAUCACAAAGGAACCAACAGGAAUUUUAUCGUUGGAGCAGGAAAUGAGAAAUGCAGAGCAGUGGACUGCCAUUACCUGAAAAGGAUGAAGCAGAGUGUUGAGCUGUCAGUCCCUCUGUUGACCAUUCAAUUAUGGUGUUUACUGAUGAAUCUUCUCACUGGUGAGACCUGGUGACUUUAGCAGCUCUUUACUUGUUAUCUCAUUCUAUUGACAACCUGUGAAAUCAUGGUGGCUUGAGUUUUUUGCAAGAUUGAAAUUACCUCUAGCAAUGGUCACCUCAACUGUUCCAAUGGGCUGACGGCAUCAUUGAUUUGUGCUGAGUUGCUGCUUUAGUCUCCCAAAGGUGAACAAGCAAGAUUCUACUUAAAAUUGUACAUCAACUUGGAAUUUGAAAAGAACAGAUCUGAAAAGUUCAUUGAAAACUAAGGACUGAUUAAAUGACCUCUUGAAGUUCUUGCAUUUAAAAACUAAUGUAGAGGAAUCAAUGUAAACUUCUUUUAAAUAACAAUGUGAAGGAGUCUGUGCAUACUUGAUUUUGGGAUGAUCCACAAUUAAAGAUGUGGAGGUGUCGUCCUGUGACUAACAGACCAAGAAGUCAAUUUGUAGCCAUUGGUGUUUAACUCCUUCAUUCUUAGACAAUAUGAAUUCUUAAUGUUUGGGCAAUCGCAAUGAAUGAGAUGGUCUGUGUUGCUCCAAUACAAAGCGCCUCCUAUUUUCUCACUAGCACCUUUUACAGGGCAAGGGAUGACCUGUUUUAUGUUGAAUUAGUUGGAGCCUGUUCUUAUGGAACAUACAUGGGGCCUUGUUUUAGAGGGUGUAAAAUUUGUCAUUGACUGCAGUAAUGAUGCAUUUUGUUCCUGUUUGCAGAGAACUAAUAAAGAUUUUAUGUUU